ACAUAUGUGGUUUUUAUGGGCAUCUUUCGUGUUCGAACCCCCCCCCCCCCAAAUCGCUUACUUCUUUUUUUUCGCGAAUCAAGAUUUGGGGUCAUUGUGAGCCACUAUUCGGAGUUGCAUUCAUUCGCAGUUUGCAAAAUUGCGGCGAGAAUUUUAGCAAUUAUAGUUGGAAUGUCUGGGGAAGGCUUUGACGGACAGGAUGCGGGCUAUGUGCCUGAGAGCCCCAAUUUUCCACAAAAUCAUUCUGAUGACCAUGAUACAGGAGGGAUUGAUAAUACCGGGUUUGCUGAACAAGAGUCUGUAGAACAUGAUGCAGGCAAUGUAGUUGAGGAAUACAAUCCUCCAGAAAAUCAUUUGGAUGGAAUUGAUGCUGGAGAUUUGCCCAAAAGUUCUGAAUCUCCACAAAAGCAUAUUCUAGAACAUCAUGAAGCAGGAGAUAUGCCUGAGAGUUUUGAUUCUCAGAAGCAGGAACACGACUUAGAUUCAAAAGGAACGGAAAUAAAACGGUGGCCAGGGUGGCCAGGAGAAAAUGUAUUUAGAAUGCUGGUUCCCGUUCAGAAGGUUGGCAGCAUUAUUGGCCGCAAGGGGGAAUUUAUUAAGAAAAUUACUGAAGAGACAAAAGCUCGUAUUAAAAUACUUGAUGGUCCCCCUGGAACCUCAGAAAGAGCUGUAAUGGUAUCUGCAAAAGAAGAGCCAGAUCGUACCAUACCACCCGCUGUGGAUGGCUUGUUAAGGGUUCAUAAACAAAUUGUCAAUGUUGACCGUGAUCCUGCAGAUAGCGCAUCUGUUGCUGGGCGCUCAGUUGUUACAAGGCUUCUUGUCGCUGAUACUCAAGCAGGAAGCUUGAUUGGGAAGCAGGGGUCUACUAUAAAAUCCAUUCAAGAUACAUCUGGUUGUACCAUACGAGUCCUUGGAUCAGAGCACCUGCCAGUUUUUGCUCUGCGAGAUGAUAGUGUUGUUGAAAUACAAGGUGAAUCUGCUGGAGUUCACAAAGCAGUUGAACUCAUUGCAACUCAUCUACGAAAGUUCUUGGUAGACCGAAGCAUAGUUGGAGUAUUUGAAACACAGAUGCAAUCGCCGGAUGUCCGAGCCAACCAGAAUGUGCCACCACACCAGCCAUGGGGUCCUCCUCCUCAAGGAUUUCCAGCUCCUGCAGCUGGUGGACCUCCAUUUGCUCCUAACCCUCAAUAUAUGCCACAUUCACAUCACUACGAUAACUAUUACCCACCUGCUGAUCUGCCUCCUAUGGACAAGCACCUUCAUCAGGGACCACCUGCUUAUGGAAGGGAUGCUUCUAUGGUGUCGGGUGCGCAGCCACAACAAUCUGUUGUGACUAAGGUUACACAGCAUAUGCAAAUUCCUCUGUCCUAUGCAGAUGCAGUUAUUGGAACAUCAGGUGCAAAUAUCAGCUAUAUUCGUCGUGCUAGUGGAGCAAGUAUUACAAUUCAGGAGACAAGGGGUGUGCCAGGGGAGAUGACUGUUGAAAUAAGCGGGACUGCUUCGCAAAUACAGACUGCCCAACAGCUGGUGCAGAACUUCAUGGCUGAAGCUGCAAGCACAGCACAAGAUCAAAUGGGGGGAUCAGUUGGGCAAGGCUACAAUUCGUAUCCCGCAAAUGCUCCUGUUUAUGCAUCCCCACCCUCAAGUGCUGGGGCCCAUACAGGGCAUGCUCCGGCCGCUGAUUAUGGGCCGGUAUACGGCACCAAUUAUGGAUAUUGAGAAUGUUGCAUUAAAUUGUAAUUGAGGGGACGCUUCUGUUUUGGUAAACACCGUUGAGUUUUUAACUGUCGAGUGGGGUAUCUAAUUAAACUUGGGAUUCUGUCAUAUACCCCAUAGGUUUAUGUUGUAUCCAUGCAUGGUAAAUGACACUGCGUAGGAUUCAGAAGAUGAGAUUAUUUAGUGGGGUUUUAAUUUGGUAAUUCUUAAUGAGCUUUUCCUGGUUAAAACACCCGUGUUGUUGUGAGGUCGUUUUUGUUUGGGAUUUUGGAGCGUAGAGUUGGGAAUGACGGGCGUAUUGAGGAAUCAGGGGAGGAAAACAUUGAAGUGCUAGUGUGCUGCGUGUAGUCUGAUUUCCCUUCCGUAAAUGUUGGAAGAGUACCAUUGAAGAACCUCCAUUCUGCACAGUAGGCCAUCCGAUAUGUCAAGCAAAAUUCCAACGUGAGCGAGCCAAAUUUAGUGACCCAUAUCAGAUAUCCGAUUCAGUUUAGAUGAAUGUAACGUGUGAUCCCAGCCUGAUUAUGUACUCCCUCGUUAUUUUACCUGUUGAUUUUUAAUUAAAAUAUUUUCUCUACAAAA
Molecule: messenger RNA, 2295 nt
Organism: Neltuma alba
Lineage: Eukaryota; Viridiplantae; Streptophyta; Magnoliopsida; Fabales; Fabaceae
Product: flowering locus K homology domain
Exons: 7
Coding region: 16-1719 (567 amino acids)
Molecular function (GO): RNA binding
Source: RefSeq, a predicted model, not a curated record